Messenger RNA from Leptomonas pyrrhocoris, 6285 nucleotides. RefSeq lists its product as hypothetical. The coding region runs from base 1 to 6285 and encodes 2094 amino acids. The record is from RefSeq and is a predicted model, not a curated record. NCBI's taxonomy places the organism in Eukaryota, Euglenozoa, Kinetoplastea, Trypanosomatida, Trypanosomatidae. The transcript has a single exon.
AUGAGUCACCCUCUUCUAUCCGACCUAGCACGGCGCAUCAGCCUCCACCCGGGCUGUCGGGUUGAACUUCGCCACCACUGGCCCGCCCCACACUACCACAAAACACCGCAGGAUGUAGCCGAGGAAGCGGAGGAGGUGCAGCGGCGCCAAGCCGCCAGGGCCUCCGCCUCUACCUCCGCCUCUGCCCCCUCCCCCCUCCACACCACGGCCGCAGCAGCAGCGGCAGCGGCAAUGGCGUCGGGUGCCAACGCAGGGGAGCCCUUCAACCCCUUCGAUCAUUUUCGGGUCCGCAGAAGCCCCGUCGCGGCGCGGAAGUCAUCACGGCAUCACAAAAACCAUGGCGGUAGCGAUGCGCACCACACGAAGGGGACCUCCACGAAUCGCCCCUCUGAACCUUUCAGCGACGCUUCGUUGGCACCCGCUGCGGCGGAGGCGAGGAGGCGUAGUCGCACUGGCAGCGGCAGCGGCCAAUGCGCGGCGACGACAGCGUCCUCUGCGACAAAGAAGAAGAAGCGAAAAAAAGGUGUUGCCGCGACGGAGGUGUGCAACCCAACCUCCAUGUCCACGACGACGCUUCCCCCAUCACCGCUCGUGGCGUCUGCGGCGGCGCCCUCUGCGGUGCUGGCCACGACCACCACCACCUCCUCCUCUGGCUCCCCGCUGUCACAACAGCACGGUGGGCAGGGAGGCAAGAGUGGCCAAUCACCGUGCAGCACCAGCCAUCAUAACAGCAACGGCGCCCCCUCAUCCAUUAAGAAACGAACAGCGAAGGAAGCGCACGAGGAAGGACUCCACGGCACACCAGCAUCAACAAAAGCAUUGAAUAGGAAGAAGAAGCUCGAUGCAUCGAAGCCAGCUCAAAGCAGUUCAGCGAAUCGCAGUAGUAGUAGUAGUAGCAGCAGCAGCUGUGUCAAUGACGCCCAUUCUUCUCGGACCAGCAGCAGCAACAGCAACGGCAGCGGCGACGGCUACCGCGACACCCGCUGUGACAGCGAUCUAGACAGCGAUGAACUCGUUCCCUGUCGCGACCCUCUCCACGUACGCCUCCCUCGCAAUCCGGUCCACCGAGCCACCACGAGCGGCGUUCCCCGCCCCUUGCACGUCACGGUGCGCUGGAGCGGUGUGCUGCAGCGCAGACGGCGAUACAACCGGCAACUGCGGAAACGACUGGAGGUGCAGGAGGGGAUGACCGCGUUGCCGCUGCGGCAGGCCACUGUGUCGUCUUCCUGUGAGGAAGCCGCGGGGUCCGAAGCGUCUCCGACCCCCGGCGAUCCGCAUCCACACACGUCAAGCACCGCAUGCAAGCUGCACUUCUCUGCUCGACGUACCAGCAGAGGUGAGACGGGCGGGGAGGGCGAGGAAGGAGGGGCAGAGGACGACAACCUCGACAGCCCCGACCAGCGCGGCCGCGGCAACGAUGAAAGGAUGCAGGACGAUGCGGCAACCGCCACGGCGCCCGCUUUGCAGCCGCCCAGCACCGUCGAUGCGGUGUCCCCGUCUGGCCGCGAUGGGACGAGUGUCGAAGCUCGUCCACAUCAAGAGCAUCCGCAGCAGCGAUCCGCAACGUCGCAACUCUCGCAAAAAGCUUCGGAUGGGCACCGAGAUGCAAAAACCGGACUCGGAGCGGGCGGCACGCGCAGCAGGGCCGACGCCCACGUUGGCACCCACGCACCACCGCCACGCGCCGCGGAUGACGAAGAAUCGUCCUACACAACCUAUACCGUACCGACUACUGCCGCGGCACAACAACAACAGCAGCAGUACUACGCCCGUCAGCCCCCUUGCAAGUCGAUGACGAUGUUCUCGCAGAGCACGGGCACCGUCCCGGGGCGCACCUCCGUCCUGGGCAUGACCUACUCCGAUCUCCCUACCCCGUCCAGCUCCGCCGACCCCUGCGGCGCCACGUCCUCGCAGCGCGGCCACCGCCGUCGGCACAACUCCCUCCUUAUCAUCCGCUCGCCCCCGCAGGACAGCAACUCGGAGACGAUCAUGACCGCCGCCGGGGGGACGUGCUAUUACUACUCCCGCCCGGGCGUGUACAGCCGUGUGAACACCGGCAGCGGCAGCACCAACCUCCGCGUCACCUACGUCACGAACAACAACAACGGCAGCAGCAGUAUCAACACCGGCACGGCGGAAGGGGCAGCCAACUCGCAACAGCAGCAGCAACAGCCUCUGCCGCGGUUGCGUGGGCUAGCGCACGUCCCACGACCCCGCGCCCUCACCAUCAGCGCACAGGGCUACACGGAGAUGGGCAGCCACGGCCAGAUCCGCUCCAGCUCCGGCAGUCCGACCACUGUCGUGGUGCCGGACAGCAGCACGUACGGCGGCGUGCCCGGCGCGAACUUCUCCGCGACCACGCCGCCUGGCUCCCUCCCGUCUACCCCGCUUCAGAUCUCGCCUGGACAGGGUGUCUCCGUGUACACGCACAACACCAACAGCAGCAACAACGUGAGUAGCGCAGCGGGUGUGCGCGGUGCCGCCCCUACCGUAGUCUCACCCGCCGGUCGGCAGUCACCGCCGCCGCUGACGAUGAAGACGGUGAUGCGGCAGCGUCGCCGCUCCUCCCUUCUGCGGCAACAGCAGCUGCAGCAACGAGCACAGCAGCAGCGGCAGCAGAAACAGGAGUCGCCCUUCCUCAGCUUCUUUCCCUCGCCAGAGGCCGUCGCAGCCCACAUGCUGGCGAAGAAGUCGUCCAGCACCACCACCGGAGGACGGGUAACACCGCCGCAGCAGCCGCGGGCGCAAUCCACGGCCGCCUCCUCCACGGCAGGCACCGUCGCUUUCAGCCCUUUGAACGUUCACGUUGCGGCCAACACGCAUUCCUCUUCUCCAUCACCGCGGCCCUCGCGCGGGCCGCUGUCGGUCGACGUGUUGGAAGGAAGUCCACUGCCCUGCGAUUCCGUGCAGCACGACAAGUCCAGCCCACCCUCCGAGGGGAAUGCGGAUCGGUCGCGGCUGACGGACCCGCUCAGCGCACGGCUGACCAAAUCCUACUCUAACGUGACCUUGCAUGAGGACCCGAUGUUGCUCAGCGGCCCGGCGGUACACAACUACCUCGCCAUGCACCCCCAGCGCGACCGCUCGUGGCUCUCCACGCUGGACCGCAGCAGCAGCCUGCAGCUGAUGCGCGUCUCGCAGCCCUACACCUCCCACCCGGAUGUCCCGUCCCUCGCUCCGUACGGCGCGACGGGGGGUCGGGGUGGGAGUCCCUCCGCCACGGCCAACGUGCCCUACGGAGGCGGCCAGGGAGACGAGAGCGUCAGCGGCGGCGGCGGCACGAAUUAUCUGAACUACACGUCCGGCAACCCGUCCGCCACACCGCAGCCGUACGGCGCCACCUUCCGCUCUCCGUCCUUCCCCGCCACGAUGUGGGUCGGCACCGGCGAUACCGAAGCCCAUGACUCCUCCUUGCAGCAGCAACAGCCGUGCAUGCAUCCGCAGCAGCACCAGCCGGGGUCGCCGUUAGGGGUGUGGGCGUACAAUGCGCGGCCCUGCUUCUGCACCCCCAGCGUGAGCAGCGCGUGGGUGGAGCAGACCGGGCUAGGGGCGACGACGACGGCACACGCCGGCCGCACUCCGAUGAUGCCGCACCCGGGCAGUUACCUCGGCUUCACCACGAAUAACCUCUCCUCUGAGCCGGCCACGCCCAUGUUUUUUCCGCAGCAGCAGCGACUCCGCUCGCUCUCCCCACAGCAGCAGCAACCGGGUGCGAGCUACUCCGCUAUGUCCACCCCGCAUCUGACGCAGCUGCCACCGCCUUUCCUGCCAUCCUGCUCGUCGUCUCCAGGCACCGUAGCUGCCUACGGCGCGGCGCGGCGCUCGAACUCACUUCUGCAGUCACUCCCCUUCCCCACCUCGCCCCAUUCCCCCCACGUGCCGGAGAUCUUCUGCAAGCUGCAGCGCUCCGACAGGCAGCGGCUGCGUCGGCGCGGUCCGGUGCUGCCGCCGGGCACGAAAUGCCCUGGCAUGGCCGGCCGUCUCGCCUACGAUGCCUACCGCGAAGCCGUCCGCCGUGGGCUGGUGACGGAGGAGGAAGAGUGCAGCUACUACCUCAGUCAUCACCGCUACUCCGCGACGGCGCCGUCGGCCGGCAAGAAGGAGGAAAGUCUGACCUCGUCGACCACGUCGUCCCCGCAGCCGCGGUCACCAAGGAGGGUGUCCGAGUCGUCGCCGAGUCCACCGGCGGCGCAGCGCAGCCGGCAUCACAGCCUGUUGGCCCCCGCCGCUCGCCCCCUCUGUGUCGUCUCCUUAGCGGACCUCCGCACCACGUCGCCGACACGGCAAAGCAAGCGCAAGAACAAGAAACAUAGCGACAACAACGCGGCACAGACAACGAACGCGACGGCGACGGCUGCCUCGGGAAGCGUCGAUGCAUCAGACAGUGAUGAGCAGCGCAGCAGCAGUCGCAGCAGCAGUGGUAGUCCGGUGUGGCACGGCAGCGACUUGGACGGCUCAUGGAGCAGCCCGCGGUUUCUCUAUCACAUCCCGCGCUGCGGCGACGACCCGUACCACCGCGAUGAGGAGGCGCUGGAGAUGAUCAGCGUGACAACGGCGUCGUCGUGCGCCUUUGGUGCGGGUCUCGAGGGGCUCUCGUGGCGCGAGUGGAUGCCGUCCUCACCGCUGGAGGCGAGGGAGGAGGUGCUGCGCAGUCUCGCGGCGACGAGCGCGUCCUCGUCGGCAACCACCGCGCACACCCUACACAACUCAAGUCACGCCUCGGCCGGGAUGGCCGCCGGCAGCGCACACGGAGCGCAGCUGACCUCCACGAUGGGCGGCAGCUUCAGCAGACGUCUCUCGCGGACCCAGGGGGGUUUCAGCGGGAGUACCAGCUUCAUCGUGCCGCCUGCCGCCGCUGUGGUAGCCGCCGCCGCAUCCAGCUUUUGUGCGGCGCCUGCUCCCACCAGCCCUGACAUGGCAGCCCCGCGCAAUGCGGACGACAUCGAGCUGACGCACACCACCGACAACAACAACAACGGACAGCCGCUACCGCCGCAGCAGCGCACGCAGACCGGGGCGUCGAGCGGAAAUGCCGGUGGCGACCGCAGCACCCCCACCGCUGGCUCGAAGCGCCCAUUUAUUGCGGAGUGGAUCGUGUCGAAGCUGCAGAAGCACAUCGAGAAGAAGCGGCAGAAGAAGUUGCUGAAGCAGAAGAAGCGUGAGGUGGCCGCGAUGGGAGGCGGAGGCGCAGGAGCCGUUCUGCCUCUGCACGCGGAGGAGCACCCACCGCUUCCCAGGGACGCGGCACACGCUCGAGGGGAGAGUGGUGCCCUGCGCGCCCGCAGCGCGACAUCGUCGCUGUCCGAGCACACCGAGGCCUCGUCGCCGCUGAGUGGCAGUCUGGCGCUGCAGCACCGCCACAACACCCCGUCCACGCCGGAGACAAUAGCGUUGGAGCAGCUGCACCGCCGCACGGCCUACCUCGCCGCCGCUUACCAGACGGAGCUCGUCAUCUACGAGCAGAAACGGCGGGAGCUGCUGGCAAACCGGGGCGACAUCAGCGCAUUGGUGGAGCGCAGCCGCAGCCGCAUGACGCCGGAAGCCGCAGCCGCUGGGUACUUCUACGAAGCGCAGGGCGGGGGUGGCGGUGUCGGUGGCGGCCAUGGCGAUGCCCCUCAUCGUCUUGUGCGCCCGCUGCACUCGCCGGAGAAGGACGCCGUCUAUCCACGUAUCACGACCUCCUCCUCCUCCUCGCCGCCGUUUGCCGCCAAAGUAGCCGCCACCGCACGGUUGGAAGACGCAGCAGAAAAGGAGAAUAAGGAAACACAAAAGGGUCCGCGCGGUAGAAAGGGAGGGGUGCGCUACGGCAGCGGAGGUGCGGCCGGCAUCGGCAACUCCGCCUCCUCUUCCUCCACCACCACCUACAGCACCAGCAGCGGCAGCAGCAGCGGAUAUCUUCAGGCGGUCGUCAGCGUCGCCUCACCCGUGCGAACCGAAAUCCCUUCUGCCAACGCACCGUCAAAACCACCUCCAGUUGCGCGGAUGACAGCGAAAAGAGGUGAACACACGGCGGUGGUUGCGUUGGAGAACAGGAAUGUCGCACCGCUACAAGAUCAGCAGAAGCAGAAGCAGCCGCAGAAGCAGUCGAAGGGUGCGCUCACGAGUGCGGAGCAGCGCAAGACGUCGAUGCCGCUGCAGGAGCGGCGACCGCAAACAAAGACGCAGCACCCGCGUGCGGGGGCGGAGAAGGCCGAAACGGAACAGAUGCGCGUGGCGCUGGACACGGUGCGCAUGAAGCAGAAGUCAAUUGAGAGUUGGAUACACGCGAUUCGGCGUCAGUGGUAA